Fundulus heteroclitus (mummichog) is the source of this 6228-nucleotide messenger RNA. RefSeq names its product BCL2 associated athanogene 5 (gene bag5). Lineage: Eukaryota; Metazoa; Chordata; Actinopteri; Cyprinodontiformes; Fundulidae. Gene Ontology annotation, molecular function: adenyl-nucleotide exchange factor activity; protein-folding chaperone binding. Gene Ontology annotation, cellular component: cytoplasm; cytosol; nucleus. The record is from RefSeq and is a predicted model, not a curated record. Gene Ontology annotation, biological process: protein stabilization; regulation of inclusion body assembly; negative regulation of protein ubiquitination.
CCGGGUUCAGUCUCCAGGGGGCGGUCGUGCGACGAUCUGCCGCGAAACGUCAGCGAAGAAGGAGGCGGCAGUGGUGGGUUCUGUCGUGGAAGGGGCGGCACCAGACCAGUCCGACCGCAGUCAGCCAGUCGUUGAGAGGCGAGUCGGUGGCGGAGCUGACCGGGAGCAUCCUCGACGUCGCUGCGGUCGCCUCUGCACGCUUGGAUGCGCUUCUUCCGCAGGCCGGUCCGGCUGAUGGAAACAGAGUCCCGUGAAAAUGUGCGCGAAUGUGUUCGGCGUGCUGAAGAGCCUCUUUGGGAAGCCUUUUGAUGGUGGAAAAAGGAUGGACCAUGGCGGUCCACAGGACCAGCCGCAGCAUCCAACGGAGCACCAGCAGCCUUACCAUCCGCAGCACCCCGCUAUGAUGAGACUGUACGAGGUCCAAAAAGAGGUUUCGACUUUGGGGCCGCAGGUCUGCACCUUCAGCGGCCUGCAGAACGACCGAGAGUACAAGCGUAUGGAACGCGAGCUGACUCAGCUGCUGCUGCAGGUGGACCAGGUAGACACCGAGGGCAAGCUGGAGCUGCAAGGAGCACGCAAGAGAGCUGCACAAGAGGUGGAGGGCCUCCUGCGAUACCUGGAGGAGAACGCCUCCCACCCGUCCCGCCUGGCCAUCGAAGAGCUGAGCAACGCUGCACGGCAGCUGCUGGAUGAGCGGGUGGUGGCGCCGCAACGAGCCGGUGGGGUGGCGGAGAUAAACGACGAGCUGGUGGAUGCCCUUCAGGAGAUCAUUCUAAGGCUGACUCAGAUCAAGACUGAAGGGAGGGUGCCGCUUCGUAAGGCGCGCUACCGAGCGCUCACGCGACUCUGCGCUGUGCAGGAAGUGCUGGAAGGCCGUACGCCGCAGCAGACCCUCUCUUUGCCCCUGUCAGGGGAGACCCACGAAGCCGUGAACUGCAUCAACCAGGUCAUGGUGAAGGUGAGCAUGGCUCGCAGCCAGCUCUUGGCUUUGCUGAUGGGGCUGAGCGGCAGGGACAGCUGCGCGCAUCUGUCUCGCAUCCUCACGGAAAUGCAGGUGGAGCUGGACGCCCUGGACGUCUCUGGGAAUGCAGCGAUCCGAAAUUACAGGAAGCAGGUUGUGGAGGAAAUAAACGGGCUCCUAAAACACCUGGACCUGGAGGGCGAGGGGGAUGACACCCGCAGGUACGACCUGGCGCAGAACAACUCCAUCCGUGAAAUCGAGGCCGUGCGAGCGCACGUCUCCCACCUGCGAGAAGGCGUGCUGCGACACUGCGUGACGGGCGACCUCCGAUGCAAGGCCGAACUGCAGAGCCUUCUCACGCACCUGGACCAGGUGGACACAGCCAAGAACCCGUGCAUCAGAGAGGCCCGCCGCCGCGCCGUGGUGGAGGUCCAGGCUGUCAUCACCUUCCUGGACCUGCGCGAGGCCCUUGCCCGCCGCCAGCCGGGCCCCGAGGAGCACCCGUCGCACCGGGCCGUGUGGCUGGUCCUGGGGAGCCUGUCGGACCUCCAGGCCCAGGUGCUGGGCUUUGAUGGCAAGCGGGCCGACAAGAGCUACAUGAUCCUGGAGGAACUGCUGACCAAACAGCUGCUGGCGCUGGACGCCGUGGAUCCGCAGGGCGACGAGUCGACCAAGGCGGCGAGAAAGCAGGCGGUGAAGUUCGCCCAGAACAUUCUCAACUACCUGGACAUGAAGACGGACGAGUGGGAGUAUUGAUGAACUGCAGACCACGCAGGGCGGGGGAGCGAGUACUGACAGAAAGCGGGCCGUCGUCAUUCCGUCAGCUGUAAAUAUCGCCUACAAUGACCAGAAUCCACUGCAGCAGAGCUCUCUUUGUUUUUUUUUUUAUGUCUUUGUGGUAGUAAAGGCCAGCCCGUGAGAAAAUCACUGAACUCCUUUUGUGAAACACAUUUUGACACGUGUUUUUAUGUGUGCUGGACAGCAGUUUUCCAAGUGUGUGCGAGUUGCUUUCAGCCGUGGCCGUGUUUGCCGUGUGGUGAUAGAAGUCCGCAGCCGGAGCGCUAAACGACGCCCGUCCUCCUCUCCUCCAGACUGCACUUCAUGUUGCUGAAGGGUUCAGUGUGAGUGAUUGUAAAGCCGUGGCCUGAUUAACCUGACCGUCCGUCCGUAAUACACUACUACCCUGAGGCGCUGCUUAUUCUCCACACACACACAAAAAAAGAAAACAGACCUAUAGCUUUAAUUUUACUUCAUUUUCUACUCAUCAGGGUCUGAUCGGCCGAUUUUAAGCUAAAGGGAGUGUGGGGGAGAAUUUUGUGGCCCGUUUCUGAUCUCUGACUUUUGUAAAGCAUUGACCUGCCGACACAGAUCUAGACCGACUCUGAUUUCUGCCCAUGGGCUGUAACCCAGGAGGAUCUAAUUGAAGCAUUGAAAAUAAUUUCUGCCUGACAGCAAGAAGGCCAGAGAAAUGAAGUAUCAGGAGCUGAACGCCACGCCACACCGAAUGUAUCUAAGAGAGCCGCUGAUGUAAAAUAUGGUUUUAAUCCUUUAAAGCAAAGACCCGCUUAUCAACUAUAAGAUGUUUCUUAUUUUGCCGAUUAGCAUGACUAGCAUUGCUGAAGCAGUGACCUUUGUGUGGAUUCUCUGGAAAGUAAAUAGGAAAUGUCAAACGGCUGUCAGCCUUAAUGACAGCUUCUUAGAUCUCCGUGGUUUUAUCACCUAUUUUUUUUUAAAGCCUCACCAGUACAUAAAGUUUCUAACUUUGAGACUUCUUCAUUCAGUCAUAAUUUCCACACCGAAGAAUACGUAUCAGUCCUGGUGGGUGUUUAGUUGCCAGCGAGUUGGUCAGCAUCCUCUCAAUGACUCUCCAGUAUUCGGCCUAGGCCUAAAGUAGCACCCCCUGAAAAUGGACUAAUAACUGACAAAGAAAAAAAUCAGUUUUAAAUUCUGAUUAGGAAGGCGUGGCUGAAUGUUUGUUUUUUAGCAGAUAGGAUGGAAGAGAGGGAGCGGGACGAGCUCUCAGCGUUUGCUGCAUGUGUAGCUCCUUGUCUGUUUUCAGAUGUUUGUCCCGUGUUACGAUCACACGAUGCUAAAAAUAGAUCGGAUGUGAAUUCUUUUAAGGGAGGUUCAGGAGAUGCGAGGUGAUAUUUAGGCGAUGCUGCUUCUAAGGCUUUUUCUUCCGUCCGCCUGUUUCUAUCCCCUGCUUCCUGUUGGCGGAGGAGUGUGACUGAAGCCUUUUGUGAAAUCGGGCAGGAAGAGGCAGGGGUAUCCAGAGGACUGGCAUAUCAGGGCUGGUGGGUCUGACAGGGGGGGGGGGGUCCUGUGCAGCGAAGGGCUGAUGGAGAUCACAGUCGACAGAUCCUUCCAGAAACCUCUCUGAGCUGCUGCUCCUGGAGAGGGAGGGACUGAUGGAGGGAGGGAGGCAGAAGACUGGGAGAGAAGUCUGAAUCUCUGUGCCUUUUUACUUUUCAGCCUUUUACCCAUCCGUUUUUUGGUGAGACAGUGUUUUUGCGCAACAAAAAUAGAAAGCGUCAUUUAUGAUAUGCAUGGAUGCACUAGAGCAGGACACCAAGUACUGAAUGUGUUUUAUGGAGGGGGGCGCCUCGGCCUGCGAUCACAGGUCAGGCGCUUGUUGUUUUAAAAUGCGCAUUUAUUUCCCGACAAAGUUCCAGCCGCUCAUUUAUCACUAAGUCAGACUGACAACAUUUUAAUCAGGACACGAGAUGAUUCACGUUCUCAGUCUGGAAACAGCAUCAGCUGUUGCUCCACAAUCUACAGACAAAAGUUUUUCUCCCUCACAGCCGACCCCGAUAAACAAAUAUACCCCAGUUAGGAGGUUUGCUCUAGUGAUCAGCCGAUAAGCCUAAAAUAGGAGUGUUGUCUUGUAAAAACGUUCAUACCUCUUGAUUUUUUUUUUCUCAUUGCCACUACAAACCUGAAUGUGUGUUAUAGGGGUCUUCUGACACAGAGCAACACAAUAGAGCCUCAUUCUAAGACUUCUGAAGUGGAAAGAAAAAGAACCUUGGUGACCAUUUGAAAAGCGUGCUACACAUUUGGAUUUAAUGCCCUUUACUCUGACACCCCUAAAUGAAAUCCAGUACACAGCUUGGGUGGGAUGAUAUCACAACAGGAUGCCGUUAGUUUUGUGUUUUUUCCAGAACUGGCCUUUUUGGCAGAGUGGUGGGGCUCAUCGCCAUGGAAACACCAUCCUCAUGACGAAACAUGUUGGUGGAGGCAUCAUUCUGUGGGGUUGUUGUGGGCUGUUAGUUUACAAAAGGACUGUUCAGAGCCUAUUCAAUUUUAGUUUAGAUUCAAAAAUACCAAAGGAGAAUUAUAUUAUUACAUUUGAUUUUAUUCUAUAUUAAUCAUUAUUAAUUAGAUGAGAAGAUUGAGCUAGAUUGACCCAGGAAGAUAACCUUUCUAAAGGCUAUAGGACUUGAGACUGAGGUGGUUGUUCACCUUCCAGCACAGCGGCCCUAAACACUGUCAGAGCUGUAACGCAAUGGUCUUAGAAUGGCCUAGUCAAAGUCCAGCAUGAAAUACAGUAGCAAAAUUGUGGCAGCACUUGAAAGUUGCUGCUCAUAGACGUUCUCCCUCCAACACUUCUUCUCAAAAAUGUCCAAGGCUGGCGGAGAGCUACCCCAAAAAACCUGCAGCUUCAAAUCCAGCUGAAGGUGCUUCUCCUUCCCUGCCACAGUUACACACCACUAUGUGUUGGUGCGUCACAGAGAAUCCCAGGGAGGUGCUGAGGUUUGUGGUUGCAGUGGGACAAAAUGCGAAAGGUAUGAAAACAUUUACAAACCACUGUUUCAAGUUAUCCUAUAACUUCAUCAUCUUAAUUUAUAUAUAAUGUCUACGCUGCCUAAAUGUAAGUUUUUUUUUUUUUUUAUAUAAAACUCUUCCGUUUACAGCUACACCUCCUGCAUGGUUCACUGAACCGUCUGGAGGUGCAGUGGAAUCUGCUUUUCAAAAGGCAGCGUAGCUUCUGGAAACACAUCAUCAGCUCAGAUUGUCUGGUUAAUUAGACGUUUGUGCAGGUUUUUAGAAAACCUGCUGUUUUUGUGCUUGGGACUCACUGUGAUGGGAUGUGGCUUCAAAAAGUAAAACAAAACUCUCCACCCUGGGCUUCAAACAUGUAACAUCCAGCAUCGAUGGUGUUGGCUUUCUUUAUUUAUUUUGCUUAAAACGUUGUGUCUGGGCAGCUAUUAUAGUCUCCUCACAAGGGUGUUGGCUGAAGUACAGCAUAAAGUGUAUUUAAAAUGUUUGCUCUCCUCUUAAAAAUCAGUUUAUGUGACAUCAGUCCAACGUGGCAUUUUGAAAUUCCCAGCUCCUUAAUGUUACGUUAUUGCACUGAAACAUCUGUUUUAGAGAAACGUAUAUAAGUUAGAAAAGGUCCCAUAAUCUGGUUGCAUAAGCCUAAACUUCUGCUUUGCUGAAGGACCUUCUGGAUGCCAUGUUCACCAUCCAGUGUUCCUGUCAUCAGUUGUUGUUUAGCUAAAUAAAUAGUUUUCAGAUGGGUUACAAUGAAUCACAGGAUUUUACCAAGCAACUCAGUCAGUCAUAGGAAAAAUACCAAAUAAAUCAGCAACUCUAUUUACUCUGCUAUAGCGAAGCUGGUCAUCAAGAGUUAAAGAAAAGUAGAUAUUAGAUUAAAAAAUGGGAAUCUAAAUUGGAUUGAAAGGAAUUGUCUGUACUGGCCGUGUUCUACGUGCGGCUAAAAGCUUUUUUUUCCCAAAGACAACAUCCAGGCCUGGUUAAAAUCCUCCAGCGCUUCGUAGGAGAAUGUUUUAGGAUUUGAUGAAGCCAAACUUGAUUUUCCGGCCCCAGGUUCCAUCAGGGAUGUUUAGCUGAAAAAAUGCCACGUGCGUCCCGACAAGAUGCCCAGACCCUUUAACAUACCUGCUCUUUAAUUGAACUCUGCAGGAAGUGUUCAAUUAAAGGGAGAAAGUAUUGAAAUAAUUUUUUUUUUCAUGUUUUGUUACAAAAAGGCACUUUAAAACUGGGUUUCCAACCUUUUGUAGAUCAGUUGUAUCUUCAUAGUCAAUGCAAGUGAUUGUUCCAUUUAGCCACUGGUUUUCCUGUUUAGUCAUGUAUUUAUGCAUUUUCACAUUAAUUUAUCUUUUUAUUUCUCUCAGAUUCCUUAGUUAUUCCUCUUUGUGGCACUCCUGUUAUUUUCUAAAUAUGCAGCUUCCCAUCUUUGCAGCCUUUCUCUUGCUACAGUUUGAUUUCUGUACCAACCUAGACUAGAUUGUUAAUGGAUCUUUUGA